AUGGGUUUCGCAUUGAAGAAGCCUGAUGAUGCACUUGGCUCUGCAACUCCGGCUAUCAUCAUCGGCCUAUUUGUGGCUUUCGGUGGUGUUCUAUUUGGAUAUGACACCGGAACUAUUAGUGGCAUUCUUGCCAUGAAGUAUUGGCGAAAAAUGUUUUCCACCGGCUACAUCAAUCCCGACGACCAUUUACCUGAUGUCACAUCCCCCCAAUCCUCGAUGAUUGUCUCCCUCCUCUCAGCGGGAACCUUUUUCGGUGCCUUGGGUGCCGCUCCUAUUGCGGAUUACUUCGGUCGUCGGAUUGCCAUGAUUCUUGAGACCUUUGUCUUCUGCAUAGGUGUUAUUCUACAAACUGCAUCGACAUCCAUUCCACUCUUUGUGGCUGGCCGUUUCUUUGCCGGCCUGGGUGUGGGUCUCUUGUCCGCAACUAUCCCCCUCUACCAGUCAGAGACGGCGCCCAAAUGGAUUCGAGGAACGAUUGUCGGUGCCUACCAGCUAGCCAUCACGAUUGGUCUGCUCCUGGCGGCCAUUGUCAACAACUCGAGUAAGGAUCGCGACGACACUGGUUGCUAUCGGAUUCCCGUGGCUAUUCAAUUUGCCUGGGCUAUCAUCCUUGUCGUUGGAAUGCUUAUCCUGCCUGAGACUCCCCGAUUCCUCAUCAAGAAAGACAAGCAUGAAGCCGCAGCCAAGGCUCUUGCCCGCCUGCGUCAUCUUGACAUCAACGAUUCCGCCAUCGUUGAGGAGCUGGCAGAAAUCCAGGCUAACCACCAGUAUGAAAUGAGCCUGGGUAAGGCCACCUACCUGGAGAUCCUGCGUGGCUCUAUUGGAAAACGGUUGGCCACCGGUUGUGCCGUUCAAGGCCUCCAACAGCUCGCUGGUGUUAACUUCAUUUUCUACUACGGCACCACUUUCUUCCAAAAUUCGGGUAUCCAGAACUCUUUUGUGAUUACGCUGAUCACCAGCAUCAUCAACGUGGUAUCAACCUUGCCCGGUCUAUACAUGGUGGAGAAAUGGGGCCGUCGGCCCCUGUUGAUGUUUGGCGCAGUCGGCAUGUGUAUCUCGCAACUCGUGGUAGCCAUCGUCGGUACCGCGGCAACAUCCGCCGUGGCGAAUAAGGUGUUGAUUGCAUUCGUGUGUGUCUACAUCUUUUUCUUUGCCUGCUCUUGGGGUCCCGUUGCCUGGGUAGUCACGGGUGAACUAUUUCCCCUCAAGGCCCGCGCCAAGUGUCUCUCCAUCACGACCGCUACCAAUUGGUUACUCAAUUGGGCCAUUGCCUAUGCUACACCCUACAUGGUGAACAGCGGCCCCGGGAAUGCAAACCUGAAGUCCAAGGUUUUCUUUAUCUGGAGUGGGUUCUGUUUCAUCUGCGCCAUCUUUGUCUACACGUGCAUCUAUGAGACCAAGGGUCUGUCACUCGAACAAGUGGAUGAACUUUACGCGAAGGUGCCUGUUGCGUGGAAGUCGAAAAGUUUUGUUCCGUCUGUCCACUACACUGAUGUUCGCGAUGUCUCCGUCUCCAACUCUGGUGAUCUUGCCGAGCUUGAGACACAGGCCAAUGAGAAACGCAGCGGCGAGGAAGCGACUCAUUUGGAAACUAUUAGUGCAAAGGCUGAUGUUUAA
Penicillium odoratum is the source of this 1617-nucleotide messenger RNA. Its product is annotated as sugar porter family MFS transporter. Gene Ontology annotation, biological process: transmembrane transport; carbohydrate transport. The transcript is spliced from 4 exons. Bases 1 to 1617 code for a protein of 538 amino acids. Gene Ontology annotation, molecular function: carbohydrate:proton symporter activity. The record is from RefSeq and is a predicted model, not a curated record. Lineage: Eukaryota; Fungi; Ascomycota; Eurotiomycetes; Eurotiales; Aspergillaceae. Gene Ontology annotation, cellular component: membrane.